UCCAGUUCUUGCGUUUCGUGAGGCGGUCGGUGCCGUCUCGUGGGGUGGACACUCCCGUGUGGUUCAUUUCCUGUCUUUUCCUUGUGGUCCGUCAGCGAUUAAGCGCUGACUAAUUUGACUUGUAGCUUAGAUAACCAGCAUCUGCAUGUGAUGAAUCGCUUGUUAUGCAUUACGCGAGGUUAACGUAUGGUUCCUACCACAGUGCUUUGUUGUCAUCGUGUUGGAGGAUAUAACGAACUUGCCCUUUUCCGCCAGCUGACGUGACAUGCACUGGUGACUCGGUUAUGUUCAGCAGGACUAAAGGAAGCGCGUUAUGGAAACCUAAGAAGGUGCAUUCUCUUGGAUAUCUGAAAUAUCUUUACUCCGUAUUACAAAAGAAUGCAACUGUCAACGAGCAAAAUUCCGAAAUCGUGGUUGAAGCAGUCCGUCUUAUUGCAGAGAUCCUGAUUUGGGGCGAUCAAAAUGAUAGUAGUGUGAUGGAUUUCUUUUUGGAAAAGAAUUUAUUGGAAUUUUUUUUCAAUGUGAUAAAGAAGAAACCUCCACGUGCCGUUUGCGUGCAAAUACUUCAGACAUUAAAUAUUCUUUUUGAAAACAUAUCAAACAAAACCGCUGUUUAUUAUCUACUAUCCAACAACCAUACUAAUGAAAUUAUCACACAUCGGUUCGAUUUCUCAGAUGAAGAAGUUGUCGCGUAUUAUAUCUCAUUUCUCAAAACACUUUCCCUUCGGAUCGAUUCCCAUACCAUCAAUUUCUUCUAUCUAGAGCAGCGCCGAGAAUUUGAUCUGUAUGUCGAAGCGAUCAAACUGUUUUGUCAUCCGGAAAGCAUGGUUCGGAUUGCCGUACGAACUAUCACCCUAAACAUUCAUCGUGUAAAGGAUGAAAGCGCUCUGGAGUUUCUUCAUCAUCAGACUUCCUUACCCUAUUUUUCAUACCUAGUCUGGUCUGUGGGUACUACAGCUUUGGAUAUUGAUGAUUUACUUCGACCCGAUCUCAGUUCUCAGAGUCAAUCGAAGUUGGAAGACUUGCUUGCGGAGCACAUUGAUCACUUGCACUACAUAAACGAUCUUCUUUCCCUGGGCAUUGAAGGAAUUAACGAGGUUUUGUGUGACCAGAUUCUGCAUCGGCUUCUCAUCCCCUUGUACGUGUAUUCACUGACCAAGCGACAUAAAGCUUCAGUGCAUGAGGCAACAUGUGUACGAAGGCCUCAUGUGACACGACCCGUGGCAACUUUUUUGCUCACUCACGUUUUUGUGAUCCUACACCACGUUGAUAUUGUUCGUGUGUUAACGGAGUCUAUUUUUCUUGGUGAUCCGAGCCUCACUGACGUCGUACCUUUGGUCUCAGUCGACAUGGAUGAUCCACGCUGGGAGAGCAAAGGUGUUGUCGCCUCGGAUUGUUCGGGUGAUCCUCGUGAUCCUUUUCAAGUGAGCGACGCGGAUGAACAUUAUGGCUCUUCACAAGUCGAUCCGGUUUUGUCAAUCGCCGAAUCUCUUAUAGUUUCCACAAAAUGUAUCCGCAGCGCCCGAAUUGCACCAGCGGGCUCUCGCUUGGGAGCUUAUCUCCAGCUUGCUAAUGGAUCAUCGCUCCGUCGACCCGAAUUCGCACAACCUCAUGAACCAUUGGAAGCUAGUCUACGCAGCAGCAAAAGUGUCACACCGGCACUGUUACGCAGCAUUUGGCCCACUUCUUUAUCCCCGCUAAAUCUGACCGCUCGAAAACAUUCCACUCAGGUAAAUUUGAUUUUCACUCAAUAUUCACAACAUUGUGAUCCACCAUAUACUCGUAGUAUCAUCAUCACUGAGCAUCUGGGUGAUCUUUUCUCUUCUUCGUGCGCUUGCUUGGUAUCUGUGUUCAUCCACUUAGGUCGUGCUACUGGUCCCUCCAGCCUCUUUUUAUUUGUACCUUAGUUGUGUCAUGUGUCUGUGGUUUGACUUCGGCAACCAGACAUUACUUGAGGAAUCAUCCUACAGCUCUUUGAUAUUACUGUUUCCUCGAUCCCAUACUGGGGAUCGAACCCAAUGACCGCUAGUGGCUGACGCCAACUAGCUGCUCUACUCGUGGUUUUUGAAUAAAUACUUUAUUUACCAGUUGC
This is a messenger RNA of Dicrocoelium dendriticum, 2092 nucleotides long. The record is from the annotation of a GenBank genome assembly. Lineage: Eukaryota; Metazoa; Platyhelminthes; Trematoda; Plagiorchiida; Dicrocoeliidae.